Messenger RNA from Ipomoea triloba (trilobed morning glory), 817 nucleotides. RefSeq names its product E3 ubiquitin-protein ligase MPSR1-like. The transcript has a single exon. Bases 44 to 685 code for a protein of 213 amino acids. Gene Ontology annotation, cellular component: cytoplasm. NCBI's taxonomy places the organism in Eukaryota, Viridiplantae, Streptophyta, Magnoliopsida, Solanales, Convolvulaceae. The record is from RefSeq and is a predicted model, not a curated record. Gene Ontology annotation, biological process: protein ubiquitination. Gene Ontology annotation, molecular function: ubiquitin protein ligase activity.
ACCAUUUCUCACUCUUCAUCUCUAAACUCUCUCUCCUUCCAAAAUGGAUUCCCAAACAGAGCAUUUAGUUUCUAGAAACAGAGACCUCUCUCAGUUACUCCCUUCCUUUUUCGGCAUCCCAAACCCUAACCCUAACCCACUCCAAAAUUCCUCGGACCCAAAUCAGGACACCGGAGUCUCUCCCGUCGCCGGCGACCGGAUCGUGCUCAUAAACCCGGUGACCCAAGGCAUGGUGGUCAUAGAAGCCGGCGGCGCUGGCUCGUCUUCAUCAUCGAGCUUGGAAUCUCUGCUGCAGGACUUGCUUAGUAAAGAUAAUGGCCAGCCGCCGGCUUCGAAAGCCUCUAUUUUGUCGUUGCCGAGUGUGGAGAUUGGGGAUGGGGAAGAGAGCAAUGAGUGUGUGAUAUGCUUGGAGGUGUGGGGUUUGGGUGGAGCGGCUAAAGAAAUGCCUUGCAAGCAUGUAUUUCACCAGAACUGUAUUGAAAAGUGGUUGAAUAUUCAUGGGUCUUGCCCAGUUUGUAGGCACAAAAUGCCAGCCCAAAAUGGUGAGGAUUUGAACAAGAAGAGACAGAGGAGAGAGAUUUGGGUGAGUUUUUCUUUUGGGAGUGAUAGGAGAACUGAGGAAACAGCUCAAACUCAGCCUAUUGCUUCCAAUUCAGCUGCCCUUGAUGAUGAAAUGGAGACAUAAGAGAAUUUUUGUAAGAUUUUUUUUUUUUUAUUAAUUUUAAGUUGAACAUGUGUAUAGAGCCAAAGCUGUUGUAUACUUAAUGAUUUUUGUUUUGUGGAUUUAGAAAUAAAGUUUUGAUCUUUCUAUGUUUUU